AUGACCAACGCCUCAAACUCCUGGAGAUGGUCUGUCACUGGGGCCACCAGCCCUGGAGGCUUCCAGAACUGGAACACACUAGAUCCAGAUAAAUGGCUUGGUAAAGAAGCAUGUGUUGUUAUUCGAAGUAGCCAUUGGGUCGACUUUCUCUGCACUGACAAUGCAAGUUGUCUUUGUUUCGAAGUUCAGAAAGGUGUCAAGCAGUUCAUUCUGGUCAGUGACUAUAGUAGGACAUGGCUCGGCUGCCAGAGCAUGUGCAGACAGAAUUACCAGAACCUGGCUCAGAUCGAGAGUGCAGAGGAGAACCAGGCUGCGAUGACGGCUUCAGCUGGAGUGGCUUAUGCCUGGAUUGGUCUGUACCGAAACAUAUGGCUCUGGUCGGACCUCAGCAACAGCAGCUUCAGGAAUUGGAAACUUGGAUCACCCGACAACAUGGAUAACAAUGAGCACUGUGUCCUCAUGAAUGAAGACGGCCUAAUGGAGGACGACACCUGCUCUGAACCACAAAGCUUUGUCUGUCAUGAAGUGAAACAGAGACGCUCCGUGUUGCAGACACAGAUGAGAAUCCAGACUGACGUGGACCUGAGUGAUGCAGCCGUCUCUGAGCAGCUGCUCAAACUGCUCCAAGAAAGACUCCAGGAGAAAAUCCCUGGGACUGACUUCAAACUGCGAUGGAGCAAGGCACCAGAAAAGAAAGACUCUACAUAA
Molecule: messenger RNA, 708 nt
Organism: Knipowitschia caucasica
Lineage: Eukaryota; Metazoa; Chordata; Actinopteri; Gobiiformes; Gobiidae
Source: the annotation of a GenBank genome assembly